GUGACCAAAACGAACACCUCCACUCGCCCGGUUCCAGGAAGACAGUCCUAUUUAGUUGUAUUGUUGCCACGGAACUCGUGCAGUGGGCUUUAAACUAAGUUAUUUGUUGUCUUCAAACCGCGGUUCUGUUUUUAAUUAUUGUAUCUGUCUGUUAGGUUCCCGAAUACCGAGAUGCCACCUAAAAAACGCAACUCUGCGGCGACACAGAUGAAGGAGCUGAAGCCCGGUGCCGAGAGUUCUUCACCAGACAAGAAGGAGAGUCCUGAGUUGUCUGUUAAAAAACACAGAGACAAGGAUGCUGAGUUUGUGACUCUGAGUAAGAGCCUCCAUGUGACAGACCUGGUAUGUGACGGUGCUUGGAAGCUGUGGAAAACUGUCCAGGAGGCCAUGGAUGAAGUCACUGACAGUCAUAAAAGGCUCUGGGGCACUUGUCUGUUUGUGACUGUGAUCGAGAUGGAUGUCGCUUGUUUCACCUUGACUCAGGUUCUGAAAGCAGUCAGUCUAAAUGUGAAAGAAUUUAUGGGUCUGGCGAGGAAGCUGGACGUGAACUUGGACACUAUAAGCACUAAGGUGAAUUCUGCACUGACACGACUGGAGAAGAAGUACGAUGUGAUGCUGGCUCUUUACCAGAGGUUUGAGAAAACCUGCAAGAAAAUCUUCGUUUUGACCUCUGAUGGCAAGGAGAGGGAGACCAUGCGAACCUGCUGGACAAUGUUUCUUUUGGCCAAAGGAAGGGCCUUGCAGAUGGAGGAUGACCUGGUCAUAUCAUUCCAGUUGCUGCUUUGUACACUGGAGUUAUUCAUCAAGCGCUGCUCUCCAGAUCUUCUGCAGCCUCUUUACAAAUCAGCCAUCAGCAAAGUUCAGAGCCCCCCAACACGAACAUCUCGUCGCAACCAGAGCAAAGCCAAAUUCCGACCUCCAGAGCCAGAAGUUGAUGUGCAGCUUCUUGAAACCUUGUGCAAAGAGAAUGAAUGCAAUGCAGAAGAGGUGAAGAACGUAUACCAGACCAGUUUCUCGGAUUUCCUCAACUCUCUGGAUACUUCAAAGUCCCCAGAUUUUCCUCAGGUGAAAGACAUCGACCAACAGUAUGAAGAGCACUACCUCAAAAGCAGAGACAUUGACGGGCGGCUGUUUUUUGACGGAGAUGAGACUGUUCAUGCGCCGAAAGUCGAGAUUUCACAGCUGGAGAGAACACCAAAGAAGAACCUGCCGGAUGAAGAUGCAGGACUCAUCCCUCCUCAGACUCCUAUCAGAGCUGCCAUGACGUCCAUUCAGCUGUUGAGGGGGGAUCUCAUCUCCAGUGGGGACCAACCAUCUACAGUCCUGGCUACAUAUUUUAAAAAUUGCACCGUGGAUCCGACGCAGGACGUGCUGAAGCGUUUGGAGACACUGGGGCAGAUGUUCAGCCAAAGAUUUGGUCAGGCAGUCGGCCCACGCUGUGUAGUCUAUGGCAGACAGAGGUUUACUCUCGGUGUCAGACUGUAUUACAAAGUCAUGGAGGCAAUGCUGAAAUCGGAAGAGCAGCGACUGUCUGUGCAAAAUUUCAGUAAACUUCUCAAUGACUCCACAUUCCACAAAUCACUUCUGGCCUGUGCUUUGGAGGUGGUCAUGUCAACAUAUGGAGAGAGCAGUUUCAAAAAUGGAGGAUACAACCAAGGAGGAGGUGACGCUGCUGAAACAAACGUGUGCUUCCCCUGGAUACUGGAUGUGUUCAGCCUCGCUGCCUUUGACUUCUACAAAGUCAUCGAGAGCUUCAUCAAAGCUGAGCCCACGCUGAGCAGAGAUAUAGUCAAACAUCUGGAGACCUGCGAGAACCUCAUCAUGGAGAGGAUUGCAUGGAGGACAGGCUCCCCACUGUUUGAGCUUCUGAAACAGGAGCAUGAGAUCGGAGUAGCAGAGCAGGUGGAGACACCAGCCAGUUUCAGCCAACCGCUGCAGCACAACCACACCGCAGCCGACUUAUAUCUGUCACCCAUGCGACCAGGCAGUCGUGUCUUACCUCCCGGGUCUCCAGCCACGCCCAGCUCUCAAACUUCCACCCAAGCAACCAGCCAAACUCCACGACACCCCAAGUCCAACUCACUCAGCCUCUUCUAUAAAAAAUUGUACCGCCUGGCCUACACCAGGCUGAAGAUGCUCUGCUCCUACCUGCUGACCAGCCACCCUGAGUUGGAGCCCAUAAUAUGGACUCUGUUCCAGCACACUCUGCAGCACGAGUACGAGCUGAUGAGAGACCGUCACCUCGACCAGCUGAUGAUGUCAGCCAUGUAUGCCAUUUGUAAAGUGAAGUCUGUUGAUCUGCGCUUCAAGACCAUUGUCACGGCGUACAAGAACAUGCCCAACACCAGCCAGGAGACCUUUAAGCACGUGUUGAUCACCGAGGGUCACUACGACUCCAUCAUUAUCUUCUACAACCAAGUGUUCAUGCAGAAGCUGAAAACCAACAUCCUGCAGUAUGCGUCCACCAGGCCGCCUACCCUCUCUCCAAUCCCACAAAUACCACGCAGCCCCUACAAGUUCCCCAAUUCACCUCUGCGUGUUCCUGGGAGCAACAACGUGUACAUCUCCCCUCUGAAAAGCACUCGCAUGUCUCCGGGUAUGAUGACCCCUCGCUCCAGAAUGCUGGUAUCCAUCGGUGAAUCUUUCGGGCCGUCCAAUCGCUUCCAGAAGAUCAACCAGAUGGUCAACAGCAGCGAUCGCUCCUUCAAGAGGACCCUGGAUCUCGGCUCCGCUCCGAAGCCUCUGAAGAGGUUACGAUUCGAUGUGGAUGGGCAGGAUGAAGCUGAUGGCAGCAAAUCUGGAGCAGAUUCUACACUCAUACAGAGGCUUGCAGAGAUGAGUUCCACUCGGAGUCGCAUGAAGGAGGACGCCGAAUCGAGGAAGGAGUAACUCCAAAAGCUACUGAACUGACCUGCACUGUUUGUCACAAUGUGGACAGUACUUUUUGUUCACCCACAAAGUGAAACUCGAGUUUCUCUGUACAUUUAGCGAUGGAUUUUAGUUUGUAUUUAACUUUGAGGAGUAAUAUGUGAAUAUAGAGGACUUUCUGUUCUUUUUUGUUAAUGCUUUAUCUGAGUGUCUUUACUGAAUAAUUGUUGACAUUAUAUUUCAUUUAGAUUUGACAUGUUGGAGAUUAAGUAUGUUUGGGUGUACGAGUGUUGUUAUUUUUUGGAUCUUUCCAGAAAUCAUUGCUUUCACUUUCAUGGAUUUUCUCCAAUGCCUGGAUUGCUUUUGUUUUUGUUUUGUUGUAAAAUUUGUAAAAUUACUGUUUGAGUCUUACCACUACCAAUACCUUCAUAUGCUGACCUUUUUCAUUUCACAUUUUGACAUCUCAAAUGUCUGAAUCAUGAUGCAACAUUUCCAGUGUUAAAAUCAUGAUAACUCUGUCAGCCACAGAGAGAGUUUUUUCAUGCAGUGGUUUUUACUUGCAAGUGAUAUUUUGCUGUGCAACCCACAUAACAUCUGCGGAGAGUUUAGUUCGUGUCAGAAAGUGAGAACUGAAGCCAUCACAUAUUGUUGAAAGAAAAAUCGUACAUGAUUUGCGCUCAACCAAAACGUGUAGUCUGAGAAUAUCUGGUUACAGUUGCAAUGUAUAGUUUUAUAGCAGACUUUGUUUUACUUUUGGGAUGUAAUAAAAA
Molecule: messenger RNA, 3638 nt
Organism: Acanthochromis polyacanthus (spiny chromis)
Lineage: Eukaryota; Metazoa; Chordata; Actinopteri; Pomacentridae
Gene: rb1
Product: retinoblastoma 1
Exons: 27
Coding region: 172-2889 (905 amino acids)
Biological process (GO): negative regulation of G1/S transition of mitotic cell cycle; regulation of transcription by RNA polymerase II; neuron projection development
Cellular component (GO): Rb-E2F complex; chromatin; nucleus
Molecular function (GO): RNA polymerase II transcription regulatory region sequence-specific DNA binding
Source: RefSeq, a predicted model, not a curated record